AUUCUCAAAGAUUAUAUUUCUGAUAGCUCUUAUAUAUCUUGAUUGUCUCAAUCCCCCUGCAACAAGGAAAAUGGCAGCAACUUCUUAUGAAAACGAGCACCCAGUGAAGGCCUUUGGAUGGGCAGCCAGGGACACCUCUGGGGUUCUUUCUCCUUUCAAGUUUUCCAGAAGGGAAACGGGCGAAAAGGAUGUGCAAUUCAAGAUUAUGUACUCUGGGGUAUGCCACUCCGAUCUUCACCAGCUCAAGAAUGAAUGGGGUAACACUACCUAUCCCAUUGUACCUGGCCACGAAAUUGUUGGUGUGGUGACUGAGGUUGGGAUCAAGGUCGAGAAAUUUAAGGUUGGCGACAAAGUAGGCGUGGGAUGUCUGGUCGGGUCCUGUGGCAAAUGUGAAAACUGUGCCAGUGAUCUAGAAAACUACUGCCCUGGAUGUGUACCAACUUACAACGCUUAUGGUACCGUGACAUUCGGUGGCUACUCUGACAUCAUGGUUGCUGACGAGCACUUUGUGGUCAGAUGGCCCGAAAAUUUACCCAUGGAGGCUGCUCCAUUGCUCUGUGCCGGAAUCACAACUUAUAGUCCCUUGAGAUACUUCGGACUUGACAAGCCCGGAAUGCACAUCGGCGUUGUCGGUCUAGGCGGCCUUGGCCAUAUGGCUGUGAAGUUCGCCAAGGCUUUUGGAACUAAGGUGACGGUGAUCAGCACCUCUGCUAGUAAAAAGGAAGAGGCUAUUGAACGUCUUGGCGCAGACUCGUUCUUGAUUAGCCGUGACCAAGAACAAAUGCAGGCUGCAAUGAACACAUUGGAUGGUAUAAUCGACACAGUUUCUGCAAAUCACCCUGUUGUGCCAUUACUGGGUUUAUUGAAAACUAAUGGAAAGCUGGUAAUGGUUGGCAUCCCAGAAAAGCCACUUGAUUUGCCAGUGUUUCCAUUGAUCAUGGGUAGGAAAUUGGUGGCUGGGAGUGGCAUUGGUGGCAUGAAGGAGACACAAGAAAUGCUAGAUUUUUCAUCAAAGCACAACAUAACACCGGAUGUAGAGAUUAUCCCAAUGGACUAUGUCAACACUGCUUUGGAACGUCUCGUGAAAGCUGAUGUCAAAUAUAGAUUUGUCCUCGACGUUGGCAAAACCCUGAAAUCUGAAUAAACAUUAAACCACAUUUGGGUUUAGAAAAGAUUUGUGGUCAUGGAAGUCUUUUGGAAAAGAAUAUUAUAUUUUUGAGAGUUUCUGAGUUUUGUAUUGUUUCAAUAGUAAUAAUGAGUGUGUAAUGUAAUAAUGUCCUAAAUUUUAUUAUCAUACUUAUUGAAUUUAUAAUAAAUAAAAGAUGGUAUUGUCAACUUA
Molecule: messenger RNA, 1339 nt
Organism: Ipomoea triloba (trilobed morning glory)
Lineage: Eukaryota; Viridiplantae; Streptophyta; Magnoliopsida; Solanales; Convolvulaceae
Product: 8-hydroxygeraniol dehydrogenase-like
Exons: 3
Coding region: 71-1144 (357 amino acids)
Biological process (GO): lignin biosynthetic process
Molecular function (GO): zinc ion binding; cinnamyl-alcohol dehydrogenase activity
Source: RefSeq, a predicted model, not a curated record